This is a messenger RNA of Pediculus humanus corporis (human body louse), 420 nucleotides long. RefSeq lists its product as uncharacterized. The transcript has 3 exons. The coding region runs from base 1 to 420 and encodes 139 amino acids. The record is from RefSeq and is a predicted model, not a curated record. Lineage: Eukaryota; Metazoa; Arthropoda; Insecta; Psocodea; Pediculidae. Gene Ontology annotation, cellular component: trans-Golgi network.
AUGUCAGUUAAUAAAAGUCAAGAUGAUUUAAAUAAUAUUCCUUUGGCCGAUGAUGAUCCACAAGCUGUUAUUCAAGACGAAAUUGAAAAUGGUGAUAAUUCAAAUGUCACUCAUUCAAUGAACAGGCAGCGGAGUUUAGAAUCAUUACCAUCGAGUUUUACUAAUGGAAGUAGCAGUCCCGGACCGAAUAGUUUAGAUCCAGACAUCAGUCCUGAUGAACAAGAAGAAAAAGCUAGAUUAAUAUCACAAGUUUUAGAGCUUCAGAACACAUUAGAUGAUCUUUCACAAAGAGUCGAUAGUGUUAAAGAAGAAAAUCUUAAAUUAAGAUCUGAAAAUCAAGUACUCGGACAGUACAUUGAAAAUUUAAUGUCUGCCUCUAGCGUGUUUCAAUCGACAUCACCCAGAUCGAAAAAAAAAUGA